AUGCACAGAACUUAUUCUUUGAGAUCUUCCAGAGCCCCAACGGCCUCCCAGUUGGCCACUCCGCCACCUCCACCAUCGAGCACCAAGGGUAAAUUCUUUGGUACCACCUCCAUUGCUUCCUCCAUCAGGAAGUCUGCUGCCGGAUCGUUUGGUCCAGAGCUCUCAAAGAAACUCUCUCAAUUGAUCAAGAUUGAGAAGAACUUCGAAAGAAGCGUCGAGCUUGUCGCCAGGGAGAGAAGGGCUGUCGCCAAGCAGCUCUCUCUCUGGGGAGAGGAGAAUGACGACGACGUUUCCGACGUCACCGACAAAUUGGGUGUUCUGAUCUAUGAGAUUGGUGAGCUGGAAGACCAGUUUAUCGACAAGUACGACCUGUACAGAAUCACCCUCAAGAGCAUCAGAAACAUUGAGGCCUCUGUUCAGCCAUCGAGAGACCGGAAACAGAAGAUCACCGACGAGAUUGCUCACCUGAAGUACAAGGAUCCACAGUCUCCUAAGAUCCCAAUCUUGGAGCAAGAGCUCGUUAGAGCCGAGGCCGAGUCGCUUGUUGCUGAGGCUCAAUUGUCCAACAUUACGAGAGAAAAACUGAAGGCUUCUUUCCUUUACCAAUUUGACGCGUUGAGAGAGCUCUCUGAAAAACUUGCUCUGAUUGCCGGCUACGGAAAGGCUUUACUUGAGCUGUUAGACGACUCUCCAGUGACUCCGGGUGAGACCAGACCUGCGUACGACGGCUACGAGGCAUCCAAGCAGAUCAUCAUCGAUGCUGAGAAUGCUCUGGCCUCAUGGACUUUGGACAAUUCCUACGUCAAAGAGCCUGCUCUUUCUCUGCACCAGACUGUUGACGAUGUGUACGAGGAGCACCAGACUGAGGACGCUGAGGCUCAAUGGGCCGAGCACGAGAACCAGCAGUAA
Molecule: messenger RNA, 909 nt
Organism: Ogataea parapolymorpha DL-1
Lineage: Eukaryota; Fungi; Ascomycota; Pichiomycetes; Pichiales; Pichiaceae
Product: Sphingolipid long chain base-responsive protein LSP1
Exons: 2
Coding region: 1-909 (302 amino acids)
Biological process (GO): eisosome assembly; negative regulation of protein kinase activity; endocytosis
Cellular component (GO): plasma membrane; eisosome filament
Molecular function (GO): lipid binding
Source: RefSeq, a predicted model, not a curated record